AUGGUAGUACCACCGUGGAUAAUUAAUCUAUAUGGUGACAUAGAAGAAACGAAUGUCAUAAUACAAGAGGAACUGACUGAACUAAGUACAAACGAAGAACUUAAGGUUCAGUUUAAAAACGGAUAUCAGCAAUUCUGGCUGCAAAACAACAUACCCGUUACUUAUCCCGUAUUAUGGAAUAUAGCGAGGAAAUUUUUAAUUUCCUUUCCAUCGCCAUACCUAGUGGAAAGGGGGUUCAGCGCUGUUACCAAUCUCCUAACGAAAAAAAGAAACAGACUGGACAUCAUUAGCCGAGGAGAUUUAAGAUUAACCCUUACAAAAUUGACGCCAAAUGUUGAUAAUUUAUUAUUAAAGCAUCAGGUUCAUCCUUCACACUAAAAAUAUUGACUUAUUGCUAUGUUAUUUUAUUUAUAGUUUAUUUUAUGUUUAUUGGUGUCUGACCAAUAAAUGUCCGAAUUGGGAAUAAGUGCUCGCAUUGAUUUUUUUAAAGAACCCCCCUUUAUAGAAAAUAUUUUUUUAAAUUCUGAAAAUUCAAGGAUAGGUACACACUAAAAUUCGUUAAUUUUUUGCCUAUUUUAUUUAAUUUAAUCAAACUAACAGUGAAAUUAUUGUAGAACAUACGUUUAUGUUAUAAUUAAUAAACGAACUCGCUUAUUGUACUAUUUUUUUUUCAAUUGCCAAUGCGGGCACUUAUUGGUCAGACACCUGUUUAUUUAAUGUUACGUAUAUUUUACAUAACAGAUACAAAAUUUUAUUUUGAGUAGUUUUAAUUUAAAUUCAAUUAAUAAAUGUAUAAAUUAACAUGUGUUUUUACUUUAAGUUUUUAACACUAAACUUUACUACAGUUAGAAAUUUACAGGAAAUCAAUAUCAGGUAAGUAGGGGGUCUACCCAACACGGAAAAACAUGGCAAGGGGUCUAAGACACAAAAAAGUUUGGGGAACUCUGAUCUAAACAAACGCAGACGUGAGAUCCUGUACAGAGGUUGGUUGAGACGUGGAUCAAUUUAUUAACACAUUGCAACAUUUCCGACAAAUUAUAUUAUAGCUCUAUCGAAAAAAGCCAGGAUUGGUCUUCCAGAGAAGAUUUAGGUUCCCCAAAUAAAAUUAAAGAGUACUUUACAUUUAAGGAAAAGCAACUGAUACAUCAAACCCACGUUCGUGACUUUAUCUAA
This is a messenger RNA of Acanthoscelides obtectus, 1173 nucleotides long. The record is from the annotation of a GenBank genome assembly. NCBI's taxonomy places the organism in Eukaryota, Metazoa, Arthropoda, Insecta, Coleoptera, Chrysomelidae.